AAAAAAAACUUACUGGGCCGCGGUCUCAUAGAAGUUGAGAACCACUGCACUAUAGGAACUAGAAUUACUGUCAUGUUACAGCUGUGUUGUAGUAGUACACAGUAUGUAUUUUCUUUAUGUAGCUAGUUGCACAACUGACUGGUAAUCAAAAUCAUAAAUUAAGAAUUGUCAUCGGAAAUGAACUGCUGUGUAGUCUGGAGAAAGUUAUCCGACUUUUCAGGGAAACAUAUUCUGCCUUCCAUUAUUAAACAUUCCUUUUCUACUUUUCCAUCUUUUCUGACAUUGAGGACACAUUAUAUAACUGAUGUGUCAUCAAUUAUUAUGAAGCUUUACAAUCACCUCCAUAUUUACAUUACACAUGUCAUGCUUACAGUAGGUUUAUAUAUUCAUAAAGGUCAGUUUUGCAAUAGAAAUCAUGGGAACAUUUUCUCUAAUAAAAACACAGCCCUACUGCUGGGUCUCUUAAUUUUGCAUGCAUAUUUGGAAGGCACACCAGCACUUCUGCAAGUCCAUAAUUUGUCGAUUAGAGAUAAUCAGAGCUUAUAGAGGUACUGUUAUACAGCUGGAUCAGUGAAAUAUACAAGUGCUACCAGCAAUGACUACCGUAAAUAAUGCAAGUCUGCAGUCUACACCUCAGGAAGAUAUUGUCAUUUCAGGAAUAGCAGGCUGUUUUCCUGAAUCAGAAAAUGUGUAUCAGUUACAAGAAAAUCUGUUUAACAAAGUGAACAUGGUGAAACAAGGCAACCAGCGCUGGAAAUUCGAUCACCCUAAGGUUCCCGGGUUUGCAGGCAGGGUGCCUAAUGUUUCCAAGUUUGAUGCCUCAUUCUUUGGAAUUAACUACAAGCAGGCACACAUCAUGGAUCCACAGUGUCGUCUGCUGCUGGAGAGAGCAUAUGAGGCCAUUGUGGAUGCAGGUGUCAACCCUUGUCUCCUCAAGGGGCAGAGGACUGGAGUUUUUGUUGGUGCUAUAUGCAGUGAGACAGAAAGCAUGUGGUGCUGCAGUAUACCACAUGAAAAUGGAUAUGGGUUGACAGGUUGUGUUCGAGCUAUGCUUGCCAACCAAAUUUCCUACUGGCUUGGCAUCACUGGCCCCAGCUUUGCAGUGGAUACUGCCUGCUCAUCCAGUUCCUAUGCAUUUGAGCAGGCGUGCAGAGCCAUCCGGGAUGGGUGUUGUGACUCAGCUAUUGUGGGUGGCUGCAACCUUUGUUUUCAUCCUUACUUAUCAUUCCAGUUCUCAGAGCUCGGUGUCUUAAAUCACGAAGGCUUUUGUAGAACCUUCGACAGGGAUGCUAAUGGUUAUGUGCGCAGCGAGGCUGUAUGUGUAAUCUUCCUUCAGAGGGCUUGCAAUGCAAAGCGUAUAUAUGCUACGGUGCUUAAUAACAAGACAAAAUGUGAUGGCUAUAAGGAAGAGGGCAUCAUGCAUCCGUCUGGAGAUAUGCAUAAAUUGCUCCUGGAUGAGUGCUACCAGGAGUGUGGUGCCAGCAAGAACUUACUAGAAUACUUCGAAGGUCAUGGAACAGGGACAAAAGUUGGCGAUCUAGAAGAAUUGAAAGCAAUUACUCUAGCUUUUUGUAAAGACAGGAAGUCUCCGCUGCUGAUAGGGUCAGUCAAGUCAAACAUUGGGCACACUGAAGGGGCAUCAGGUCUUUGUGCUAUCAUCAAAGUCAUCAUUAGUAUGGAGACUGGCUUCAUACCCCCAAAUCUUCACUACAACAACCCCAGAGAGGGAGUUGAAUCACUUAUGAAUGGACAGCUGAAGGUGGUGACUGAGAAGGUUCCAUGGACCGGCAACCUUGUGGGUGUCAGCUCCCUUGGACUUGGAGGAGCAAAUGCCCACAUCAUACUACAGAGGAAUCAAAAACAAAAAGUGAAUGAUGGGGCUCCUGCAGGCUCUGUUCCAUUCAUUAUUGUUGCAUCUGGACGUACAGAGGAGGCAGUUGAUGUCAUCCUGAAGAAUUUUGAGAGCCAUCCAGUCAAUGCAGAAUUCGUGCACCUGAUGCAUGAUCUCCAGUCAACAGAAAUUGUUGGCCACAAGUACCGUGGGUACACACUUCUCACACAGGAUGGCAGUAACCAGAGGAGUAUUAAAUUUUACCCUGGAGGCAAGCGACCUGUCUGGUUUGUGUUCACUGGUAUAGGCUCGCAAUGGCCAGGUAUGGGGAGAUCUCUCCUCACACUGCCAGUUUUCGCAGCUGCCAUUGGAAAAUGUCAGGAAGCUCUUAAACCUCAUGAAGUAGAUGUGAUUGAUAUCAUCACAUCUGAUGAUUCCAGAAUCUUCAGUAACAUCCUAAAUUGCUUUGUGGGCAUUGCAGCUUGCCAGAUUGGGCUGGUGGACAUCAUGAGAGCAGUGGGAAUUGAGCCAGAUGGCUUUGUGGGCUUCUCACUGGGAGAGCUGGGCUGCAGUUACAUGGACCGCUGCUUCACGGCUGAGCAGGUGAUGUUGGGAGCGUACUACUGUGGCCGUGCAGUUCUAGAAACAGAGCUCAUCAGGGGCUCAAUGGCUGUAGUUCGUCUUGGUGCUCAGGAAGCCAGGGAGCUGUGUCCACCUGACAUUAAGGUGGCUUGCCACAAUGGGCCUAAAUUCUGCAUACUCUCAGGUCCAGCUGAGUCUAUGAAGAAUUUUCUGAAAGUUCUGCAAAAAGAUGGCGUAUUUGCUGAGAUGAUAAACUGUGGCAACAUUGCUCACCACAGCAAGCACGUAUCAUCAGUUGGGCCUCUCCUUCUCACGUAUUUGAAGGAGCUGAUCCCAUGUGCAAAUCGCCGGUCUCCUCACUGGGUGAGCUCUUCAGUGCCGCAGAGUGAAUGGAACACUGCAGCAGCAACACAGUCAUCAGCAGAGUACAUCACCAACAACCUGGUUAAUCCUGUGCUUUUUGAGGAGGCAUCACGACACAUCCCACAUAAUGCCAUCACUAUUGAGAUUGCUCCACAUGGGCUUCUGCAUCCCUUCCUGGAACAUUCCCUCAACAAGGGCAUAACCAACAUUGCCCUUACCCAACGAGGUUACCCAGACAGCAUUGAGUGGCUCCUCACUUCUCUGGGCAAAUUGUACGAGCUGGGUUUGCAGCCACAGCUGGCAAACUUGUAUCCCCCAGUUCAGUAUCCUGUAAGCAGGGGGACUCCAAUGAUUUCACCACUGGUCCGCUGGGAGCACUCAGAGGACUGGUACGUCAUGCACUGCACGACAGAGUCCAAAGACAAAUCUCGUGAGCGAUCUGUGUCCAUCAGCUUGCAGGAUGAAUCAACAGAAUACUUGUCAGGACAUAUUGUUGAUGGCAGAAAUCUGUUUCCUGCCACAGGCUACCUUGAACUUGUGUGGAAAUCAGUGGGACUGAUGACUGGACAAAAUUAUACCGAAGUACCAAUUGUGUUUGAGGAUGUACGGUUCCACAGGGCUACUAGCAUACCCAAGCAAGGAAACCUACACUUCACUGUUAUGGUCCAGAAAGCAAGUGGGAAGUUUGAAGUAACAGAGAGUAAUACACCAGUUGUGAGUGGCUUGGUGCGGGUGCCCACAAACAUCUCCCAUGAAAUGGUGGCACUGGAGCCUCCCAAGCCAAUUGUUAAUGAAGACCUGCUUGAACUUUCAUCGCACGAUAUCUAUAGGUAUUUUCGACUGUGUGGAUAUGAGUAUGAAGGGCUUUUCCAUGGCCUUGUUUGCGCAGAUAACCAUGGUCGUACAGGAAAGGUGUGCUGGAAAGACAACUGGGUUGCAUUCCUUGACAAUGUGUUGCAAAUGAAACUCUUUGAGGUAUAUUCACCAGAUCUUUCAGUACCAACUUCACUCCAGAAACUCACCAUAGAUGCCAAGCGGCAUGCUGCUAAUGUCCAGGAACUGAACGCUAAGAACAGUGAAGCUGUGGUCCCAGUGCAUGUCUACAAGGAGCUGAAUAUCAUCCAGGCAGCAGGUGUGGAAUUUCGGGGACUGAAAUCAAGUACCAUAUCUCGGCGCAAGCCCCUGAUGAAGCCUGUGCUAGAGAAAUAUGUGUUGACACCUAAUGUAGAGCCAGCACACCUGGACUUACACACCACAUUGCAGGUUUGCAUGGACAUCGCUGUGGAGAACAAGCCUGUCACCCAAGUGAAGGUGGUGGAGCUACACACCCAAGGCUCCACACCUCUUUCACCUGCUGUGGCACUCAUCCUUGCAGACAGGCCACUUCUAAAGGGAGACAUAACAGUCCUGGGUAAGGACAGUGAUCUGUCAAGGGCAGACCUGGACAUGACAGGGAUCAAGGUUGAGGAACAUGAAGUAGAGGAUGAGCACAACUGCACACUGGUUAUUGCAUCAAACAUCCUGCUUCAUAAAGAACUGCUGCAGACUGCGGUGAAUGCCCUGGCUGAUGGGGCCUGCCUCCUGGCUCGUGAGAAAGUUGACACAGACAGUGUGGUCAGCAAUUGCUUCAGACUCGAAACUGUGUUUGAGAAGACUCUGAAGGAUGAGAAGCUGCUGUUGCUCAGGAAGGGAGUGACAGUGGAAAGUCCAGUUGUGAUCCAUGUGACUGGCAGUAACUAUGACUGGCUGCCUGAAGUGCAAACUGCCAUCAGUAGCAGCUCUAAACGUCACAUUAUCCUUGUGGCUCAGGGUGAACCACUCAGCGGCAUUGUGGGUCUCGUCAACUGUAUCCGCAAGGAGCCAGGCAGUGAUUAUGUCAGGUGUUUUUAUAUUCUGGAUACAUCUGCACCCCCAUUUGAUGUGAACUUACCAUUGUAUCAGCAACAGCUGAAGAAAGAUCUUGUCAUGAAUGUAUACAAUGAUGGAAAGUGGGGGUCAUACCGAUACCUCCCACUAGGCACCUGUACCAGCAUUGCUGUUUGGCAUGCCCACAUUAACAUCAUGACCCGAGGCGAUUUAUCUAGCUUCAGGUGGAUUGAAGGAAAUCUAGACCCUCAGAGCCUUCAGUUGGAAUCAGGUGAAGUACUGUCACACAUCUAUUAUUCUUCACUCAAUUUUAAAGAUGUGAUGACAGCCACAGCUAGGCUACCAUUGGAACUUGAUAGACAUCUGAAUCUGCACUAUAUAGGAGUGGAAUUCUCUGGACGUGACCAGGAGGGACAACGAGUUAUGGGUAUAGUAAAUUCAGGAGCUCUGGCCACUGUGGUGUGUGUAGACAAGACCUUCCUGUGGGAUGUGCCAGAUCACUGGACACUUGAGGACGCAGCAACUGUGCCUUUGGUCUAUGCAACAGCUUACUAUGCGCUGGAGAUGAUUGGGCAGAUGAAGGAGGGUGAUACAGUGCUUAUCCACUCGGGCACUGGGGGUGUUGGCCAGGCAGCUAUCAACAUUUGCCUACAUGCAGGAUGUGCAGUGUACACCACUGUUGGGACUAAGGAGAAACGGGAUUUCAUCAAAAAGCAGUACCCACAGUUGACAGACUGCAACAUUGGCAACUCUCGAGACACCUCAUUUGAGCAACUCAUCAUGACAGAGACAAAUGGCAGAGGAGUGGACCUUGUUCUCAACUCCUUAUCUGAGGAAAAGCUGCAGGCUUCUAUACGCUGCCUUGCUCCUCGAGGACGAUUCCUGGAGAUUGGCAAAUUUGACCUUAUAGGCAACAAUACUAUUGGCAUGGAGGUGUUCCUGAAGGGUGUGAGCUUCCAUGGUGUGAUGUUAGAUGCAGUCUUCGUUGGAUCCUAUGAAAUGAAGAAGACUUUGCAUGAUGUAGUUGCUCAAGGAAUCUCUGCAGGGGUUGUUCAGCCCCUACCAAGGACUGUGUUUCCUCACUCCAAAGUGGAACAGGCUUUCAGGUACAUGACAACUGGGAAACAUAUAGGAAAAGUGCUGGUGCAGAUUCGACAGGAGGAAGACAACAAAGUGGUUGUGCCUGUACCACGGCUGAUGAAGGCUUACCCGCAGUACUUCUGCAACCCCAGCUACAGUUAUAUAAUUGCAGGGGGCUUGGGAGGUUUUGGUCUGGAACUUGCUGGCUGGCUUGUGUUACGAGGUGCUCGUAAACUGGUACUGUCAUCUCGGAGUGGUGUAAAAACUGGCUACCAGAGCUUCCUUAUGAGAAUAUGGCGCAGCUAUGGUGCAACAGUAAUCAUUUCUCUUGCCAACAUCACCACAAAGAGUGGUGUAAGAGCUCUGUUGUCAGAAGCAAACAGACUGGCCCAGGUGGAUGCCAUAUUCAACCUGGCUAUGGUGCUGCGAGAUGCCGUCCUGGAGAACCAAACUGAGGCAGACUUUGUCACUUCUGCAGGACCCAAGGCACUUGCAACAUGUCACCUGGACGAGUUGUCUCGCCAGAUGUGCCCACAUCUGCGCCAUUUUGUAGUGUUCUCCAGCUUAUCAUGUGGGCGUGGUUAUGCAGGACAGACCAAUUAUGGCAUGAACAACUCUGUCAUGGAGCGCAUCUGUGAGGCCCGUGUCAGAGAUGGGUUGCCAGGCCUUGCUGUGCAGUGGGGUGCAGUGGGGGAUGUGGGGCUGUUGGCAGAGGUGCAGGAGAAACAGCAAGGCAUUGGAGGCACCUUACCUUAGAGAAUUGUGUCGUGUCUUCAAGUGCUCAAUGAAUUCAUGAGGCUGUCAUGCCCUGUAGUGUCAAGCAUGGUUGUUCCAGAAAAAGAUGCAGG
Messenger RNA from Cryptotermes secundus, 6570 nucleotides. RefSeq names its product fatty acid synthase. Bases 596 to 6478 code for a protein of 1960 amino acids. Gene Ontology annotation, molecular function: fatty acid synthase activity; 3-oxoacyl-[acyl-carrier-protein] synthase activity; oxidoreductase activity. Lineage: Eukaryota; Metazoa; Arthropoda; Insecta; Blattodea; Kalotermitidae. The transcript is spliced from 31 exons. The record is from RefSeq and is a predicted model, not a curated record. Gene Ontology annotation, biological process: fatty acid biosynthetic process.